GGGGAGAGAAUGGAGUUAGAGUCGUUAAUCCUUGCUCUGCUCAUCUUUGUUUCUCUUUACUACAUUUUUCCAUUGUUGAACUUUAAUAUUAAGCCUAGUGUUAAGCGUGAACAGCCAGGGCUUGAGCUACCACCAGGAAGCACAGGUUGGCCGAUCAUCGGCGAAACGCUUGAGUAUCUAAGCACAGCCAAACAGGGUGUCCCUGAGAAGUUCAUAGCAGACAGGAGGAACAAGUACUCGUCCUCGUCACCAUGCAAGGUAUUCAGGACCUCUUUGCUAAGAGAAUCUAUGGUCGUGCUGUGCACUGCUGCCGGAAAUAAGUUUCUAUUUUCCAACGAGAACAAACUGGUCAAGUCUUGGUGGCCUGCAAACAUUGAGCAGAUCUUUGCCAACUCGGAGAAAACAGACACCACGCAGGAGACGAUUCGGUUGCGCAAAGUCUUGUCUCCAUUUCUCAAGCCAGAUGCUCUCCACAGGUACAUAGGGGUCAUGGACGAGGUAACCAGACAGCAUUUAGAAAUGUAUUGGUCAUCCUCGUCGUCCUCGUCGCUUGAUUAUGUAAAGGAAGAGGAUAAGAGAGUGAUCAUCAAAUUCCACCCAAUAGCCAAGAAGUACACCUUCACUUUAGCAUGUAAACUCUUCCUAAACAUUGAGGAUCCAGAGCUAGUUGCUAAACUAGAGGGGCCAAUCCAGCAUAUAUCUUCGGGUUUCAUUUCACUGCCAGUAGACUUGCCAGGCACAAAAUUCAACCGAGCUAUUAGAGCAUCCAAGGAAAUCAAGAAGGAAUUUGAAGAGAUGGUUAAGCAGAGGAGGAUAGAUCUCCAUCAUUUUUCGGAGACUACUAAUAGUAAUCAUCAUCAUCAAGAUCUGUUGUCAAGGUUGCUCAUGGAGACAUAUGGGGAUGGGAAAGAGCUGAUGAUGGAAUCAGACAUUGCCAACAAGCUGUAUGGUCUAAUAGUUGGUGCUUACGACAGUACUAGCACCACCCUGGUUUCGAUUAUCAUGUUCCUAUCGCAGCUUCCUCAUGUUUAUGAUGCCGUCCUUAAAGAGCAAAUGGAUAUUGCAGUAUCAAAACCAGAAGGGGAGUUGCUCAACUGGGAUGACUUGCAGAAGAUGAAAUAUUCAUGGAGCGUGGCGUGUGAAGCGUUGAGAUUGUUGCCACCACUUCUCGGAACUUUUAGAGAGGCCAUUACCGAUUUUACGUACGAAGGAUACAUUAUUCCAAAAGGAAUGAAGUUACACUGGAAUAUGUUUGCCACACAUAAAAACCCGGAAUACUUCCCGGAUCCAGAGAAGUUCGACCCGUCAAGGUUCCAAGGACAAGGACCAGCUCCUUAUUCAUACGUUCCUUUUGGAGGAGGACCUCGAAUGUGUCCGGGGAAAGAGUAUGCUCGGUUUAAGAUAUUGGUUUUCAUGCAUAAUGUUGUCACUAGGUUUAAAUGGGAGAUGGUUUUUCCAGAUGAGAAGAUAAUUAUGGACCCUGUUCUUGCUCCUACUAAGGGACUCACCAUUCGCCUUUUUCCUCAUCAAUCCUCAUGAACAUUAAUCAGAGCGAGAGUGUUGGCAUCUCAGUAACAUGUCUGCUAUAUAUAUAUAUAUGGAGCUGCAUCACCUGCGUGCAUGUUGAGCAACUCCUCCCCGAUGCAGCAGUCCUAGAAAUCAACAAGCAGACCAUGUUCAUCUUUAGUUUCUCUAUAUCUGCUACGAGCUUCUUUUGCUUGUCUCUUCUUUAAUUUUGUUCUGCAUGGUCAUUUCCUGAACUUCAUGUACUUAAUAAGUUGCUAAUUAUCCAUUUGUCCUGGUACAGUGGCACG
This is a messenger RNA of Argentina anserina (silverweed cinquefoil), 1814 nucleotides long. Its product is annotated as beta-amyrin 28-monooxygenase-like. Gene Ontology annotation, molecular function: oxidoreductase activity, acting on paired donors, with incorporation or reduction of molecular oxygen; heme binding; iron ion binding. The record is from RefSeq and is a predicted model, not a curated record. Gene Ontology annotation, biological process: sterol metabolic process. The coding region runs from base 10 to 1539 and encodes 509 amino acids. Lineage: Eukaryota; Viridiplantae; Streptophyta; Magnoliopsida; Rosales; Rosaceae. The transcript has 3 exons.